UAUGUGCGUAAACUGAGCUGAUGAGAUCUCAUCAUCUCGGAUACCAUCGUUAUACGAAAAUCACCGAAUGAUAGCGCAACUCUGGGUUCCGUGGAACAGCUGUUGCUUGAUAGAUUCGAUGUAAUUAGUACCAAUGUUCGGACUAUGCAAUUUUUGUAAAUCGUAUGGAUUCUGCAGCGAUCCUGAUGCAGACAAAGCGCAGUUUGUUCUCCAGGUGCAUCCCCCGGUGUCGUUGGAUACCUCUCGGAUGGGUGAUGAAGUUGUGAUAAUAAAAAAUGGGAGUCGUUUGUGUGGAUCCGGUGGCUGUAUCGCCACGACUUCCGUCAACCAAGACAAGGCGUACUUCGAAGUGAAAAUCCAGAGGGAUGGACAAUGGGGAAUAGGGCUUUCCCUGGGCUCGAUAAAUGUUAACAAUAUCCCGUUCGGCACAGAUACGUCUAGCUGGGUUCUGAGAGAAGACGGAAAAGUUUACCAUAAUAACGAAAUCAUUGGCCAAGUUCCUGAGAUUCCACGUGAGAGCGACGUUGUGGGUGUCGCCUAUGAUCAUGUGGAGAUGAGUUUCCAUCUUAAUGGAAAGCCGCUCAACACUUCUGUCCGGGGCCCGAAAGGGACUGUUUUUCCGUGUGCUUUUGUGGACCGCGAUGCCAUUCUUGAUUUUUAUUUCACAAACUUCCAGUUCGUUCCUCCUCCGGGCUUUAGCAGAAUCAUGUAUGAGCAGACGAUACUAUAAAUAUUUAAUCUUGAAAUGGUAUGUACGGUUUAAACUCUCAUAACGCACUAUUCUUUGCAUGAUGCAUUCUAAUUUCUAAUCGAAGAAGGAAAUUAAUUUUGGUUUUCUAGACAGAAAUGUUUUAAGCCUGUGCAAUGCUCACUGCAGCUUUUAUUACUUUCGCCCUGUUGAGAUCUCCGUGUAAAUGUUAUUAACGAAAAUCUGGAACUCUUUCUGUAUGCGUUCGACAUCGUCUCGCGGGUCGUUGAAGUGGAUUUCUUUAACUGUUGAAAUCAAAAUCCAUUUAAAAAAUUUUUGAACAGAUUUUAAAAGUAUCGAUAAGCCUUCCGCUAUUACUGUUUUGGAUGACUUACAUUUAUUACUGAUUGACGAUGGCAGGAGUGAUUUAUCUGCAUUCCUGUAACGAUCUUGCUGACGCUGGCUGUUGGCGAUCACAAAACACCGGGAAUCCGAAACUGGUUUCAGUAUAGCAUUUUCGGGACGUUGGUUGAAAAAGUAGGCAAUAGUUUCCAGCUCCCUGUCCUGUCCAGGGCGGUCAGCAUUGUACACCAGAACGACGCCAUCGGCGUUGUACAAAGCGGAAUUCCAGUAUUGCUGAUUGUGCUUAUCCCCGCCCAAAUCCCAAAGUUGGAUCCCGAUAUUUUUUGGAAGAAUCGAAACUUCUUUGGGGAUUUCUUUGACCUGUAUGAAUGAAGUGGUAACAGCAUGAAUUCUGGUCACAACGUUUGGUUGGAUGAUGGAUCCACUUAAUUGCACUGAUUCACUGCGUGGUUGUUCUGCUGUGGUUACAGCACUUUUUUCAAAGAGCAGCAGUGGUUACUCUAUACUUAGCUAGCCACAAAA
This is a messenger RNA of Paramacrobiotus metropolitanus, 1573 nucleotides long. Its product is annotated as SPRY domain-containing protein 7-like. Bases 134 to 730 code for a protein of 198 amino acids. Gene Ontology annotation, molecular function: protein binding. The record is from RefSeq and is a predicted model, not a curated record. Lineage: Eukaryota; Metazoa; Tardigrada; Eutardigrada; Parachela; Macrobiotidae. The transcript has 3 exons.